This is a messenger RNA of Maniola jurtina (meadow brown), 895 nucleotides long. Its product is annotated as protein krueppel-like. Gene Ontology annotation, molecular function: RNA polymerase II cis-regulatory region sequence-specific DNA binding; DNA-binding transcription factor activity, RNA polymerase II-specific. Bases 375 to 746 code for a protein of 123 amino acids. Gene Ontology annotation, biological process: regulation of transcription by RNA polymerase II. The transcript has a single exon. The record is from RefSeq and is a predicted model, not a curated record. NCBI's taxonomy places the organism in Eukaryota, Metazoa, Arthropoda, Insecta, Lepidoptera, Nymphalidae.
GCACGCCUCACUCCGCCGCCGGAGAAUGCUCAGGAGAUAAACUCUACAACAGACUGUGUGUAGUGUGCUUUGUGUAGAGUGUAUCUUGGAGGAUGACCAGAUUAACAGAUACGAAAUACAUUGAACCAGUCACUAAUACAGUAAAAGUAACAGGAUCAAAAACUGUAAAAAGUAAAACUGAUCCUUUGAAGAAUGUCAUUGAUAUGCAAUGUUCGUUAAAAAAUAGUUCACACACUGAGGAAAGUCGGUUCAUUUGUGAUAUUUGUCGAAAAAUUUAUAAACGAAAAAAGGUCUAAAUUAAACACAUAAAGACUCACACUGAAGCAAGACGAAUUUGCAAGAUUUGCGCGUACAAAUGUAAAUAUCCAAGUUAUAUGAAGCGGCACAUGAGAACCCACACUGGUGAACGACCUUUCUCGUGUAAGUUAUGCGAUUACACAUGUGCGCAAAAUUGUCAUUUAGUGUCGCACAUGAGAACCCACACUGGUGACAAGCCAUAUUCAUGUGAGAUAUGCGAGUACAAGUGUUCACAAAGAAGUAGUCUAAUGCAGCAUAUGAGAAUUCACACUGGUAUAAAAAAUUACUUGUGUAAGUUAUGCCAUUACAAAUGUGCGCAAAAUAGCACUCUAGUGACGCACAUGAGAACCCACACUGGUGAAAAGCCAUAUUCAUGUGAGAUAUGUGAAUACAAAUUUUCUAUUCUAAUGUCUAAUGAAGCAUAUGAGAACUCACACUGCCGCUGGUGAAACGCCUUCAUCAAGUUCGUGAGCCGCACGCCUCACUCCGCCGCCGGAGAAUGCUCAGGAGAUAGACUGUACAACAGACUGUUUGUGUAUAUUACGACUAGCUGAUGCCCGCAGCUCCGCCCACUGGGAUUUAGGUUUUUUAAAAAUCC